Messenger RNA from Austrofundulus limnaeus, 3110 nucleotides. RefSeq names its product SMAD family member 3b (gene smad3b). The record is from RefSeq and is a predicted model, not a curated record. The transcript is spliced from 10 exons. Gene Ontology annotation, biological process: positive regulation of transcription by RNA polymerase II; activin receptor signaling pathway; cell differentiation. Bases 546 to 1859 code for a protein of 437 amino acids. Gene Ontology annotation, molecular function: I-SMAD binding; RNA polymerase II cis-regulatory region sequence-specific DNA binding; DNA-binding transcription factor activity, RNA polymerase II-specific. Lineage: Eukaryota; Metazoa; Chordata; Actinopteri; Cyprinodontiformes; Rivulidae. Gene Ontology annotation, cellular component: heteromeric SMAD protein complex.
CUCCUUCUCUUCCUUCUCACCCACCUUUCUUUUUCUUUUUUCUUUUUUUUAUCUCUCCAUCAGCUGCCCUCAGAUUACUGGGACUUGAGGAGGUCUAUCAGAAACAUGUGUGGAGGUUUGGAGGCGGCCCGAUGGGAAGCCCUUCGUCAAGCUGCUCGCCCUCGACUCUCCCAAAGAGCUGGAGCCAGUGGGGGAGAAAAACUCUCAAAAACAACCUGCAMGCUUGCAGUGGUGGUGCAAAGUGCUGAUGGAGGAGUUCAGGUAGAGGCAGAAGGCAGAGCUGACUGGUGGUGGGGUGUUGGAGGAGGGCAGUCUGACAGACGGACAGCCCGUCUCUGCUCGGCUGCUGCUCCACAUCCACACACAGCUAAUCUGAUCGGGGGUGAACCUGCGACGCAAGCCGCCCGCUGCUGCUGCCGCCGCCGCCGGGUCCCAGGCAGCAAAACCGCCUGUCUCCGGGAGUUCAGUCCGCUAACUCGUGGAAGUCAUACCUCAUUACAGAAACAACGAACUGUUGUACUUUUUUUGUGCAACUUUGAACUAUAAUGCAGAGCACUCAGUGCAACCAGUUCAAAUCCAAUAUGUCUAUUUUGCCGUUCACUCCUCCGAUUGUUAAGAGGCUUCUCGGCUGGAAGAAAGGAGAGCAGAACGGACUGGAGGAGAAAUGGUGCGAAAAGGCUGUCAAAAGUCUGGUGAAGAAGCUGAAGAGGACGGGACAGUUAGACGAGUUGGAAAAAGCCAUCACAACACAGAAUGUCAGCACCAAAUGCUUAACCAUACCCAGGUCUUUGGAUGGACGUCUGCAGGUCUCUCACAAAAAAGGUCUUCCUCAUGUGAUUUACUGUCGCCUGUGGCGCUGGCCAGACCUGCAGUCCCAUCAUGAGCUGAGGGCCGUUGACCACUGUGAAUUUGCCUUCCACACCAAGAAGGAUGAAGUGUGUGUCAACCCCUACCAUUACCAGAGGGUGGAGACUCCAGUUUUACCUCCUGUCCUCGUGCCACGCCACACAGAUAUUCCUGCUGAGUUUCCACCGCUGGAUGACUACAGAUCUUCUAUCCCUGAAAAUACCAAUUUCCCCUCUGGCAUUGAGCCUCAUGGCAACUACAAUGCUGAAACUCCCACACCGGGAUAUCUGAGUGAGGAUGGUGAGACCAGUGAUCAUCAACUCAGUCACAACAUGGACACAAGUUCACCCAGCCUGUCGCCCAAUCCUGUGUCCCCCACAAACGGAAACCUUGACUUACAACCAGUGACGUACUGCGAAUCUGCCUUCUGGUGCUCCAUCUCCUACUAUGAACUGAACCAGCGUGUUGGAGAGACCUUCCAUGCCUCCCAGCCCUCCCUCACAGUAGAUGGGUUCACUGAUCCCUCCAACUCGGAACGCUUUUGUCUGGGCUUGCUGUCCAACGUCAACCGCAACUCCGCAGUGGAGCUCACACGCAGACACAUAGGACGAGGUGUGAGGUUAUACUACAUUGGGGGAGAAGUGUUUGCAGAGUGUCUUAGUGACAGCGCCAUCUUUGUUCAAAGUCCAAACUGUAACCAGCRCUACAGGUGGCAUCCUGCCACCGUCUGCAAAAUACCUCCAGGCUGCAACCUAAAGAUUUUCAACAACCAGGAGUUUGCAUCCCUCCUCGCUCAGUCGGUUAACCAGGGCUUUGAGGCUGUUUACCAGCUCACCAGGAUGUGCACCAUUCGCAUGAGUUUUGUGAAGGGUUGGGGAGCAGAGUACAGACGCCAGACGGUGACCAGCACCCCCUGCUGGAUAGAGCUCCAUCUGAACGGUCCUUUGCAGUGGCUGGACAAGGUUCUCACACAAAUGGGCUCUCCCAGCAUCCACUGCUCCAGUGUGUCCUAGGAACAGCAGCCACAAACACACUGAGCGCAAACCACAUAAGAAAAAGUCAAACUUUUGUCAGGGAUGAUACGAAUUUCAGCCAUUCAAACAAGCUCUCUCCCACCUUUGGUCGUUACGUUAGGAACCAUUCAGAGCCAGAUUCAGAAGAUGAAGCUAAUUUUCCUCAUUGUUCAUGUGAACAUGUUAGCCUGUAGCUUUAUUCCAUAAUGAUUUAAAUGUUUUCCCCUCGUGUUUGCUAUAAAGUAGCUGUAGGUUGCUUGUCUUCUACAUUUUUUUUAAUUCUAUGAAUUAACCAAACCUAAAAGAAAUACUUCCAUCGUGGUCCUAUUUGUGGUUCUUGAACCAGUUCUUGUACUCAUUAAAUGUUAGAGCUUAUUUAUCAGUAAUACGUGGAGAAUAAAUCUGUAAUGGUUGAGUAUAUUUAUUAAGUACAAAGUACUUUCUCUAYAUUCUUUUUCUUGCGUAAAUUAAAGCGUCAAGUCCUUGGUCACUAAAUUAUCAACAUCAAAAGGAAAAAAAAGCACCAUUUUAGGGAAGAAAGAGAACACAUAAGACUAUUUUCUUUAAUGAAAAAGACAUUUUAUAAGUUAUUUUUGCAUAUUGUUCUGCACGGAAAUAUAUUUUUUUAUCAUUGCCUCGAUACGAUAAAAAUAUCUUGCUCAGAAAAAUAAAUUUACUGACGUCUGGCGUAGGCCUGACUUUCAUUAAGUUUGCUUUAAUGACUUAAAUCUUGUAAAUGAGUUCUCUACACCUUGUUCUACAAAGUGAAACAGGAUUAUUUUCAGCUAUUAUGUCCUAACAGAAGCAUUAGACACAGUGUUGUUCCUCUGAGGGGUCUGACUGAAUUUUGACCUGAUAUGACUUAAAAUGGUUUUAAUAAAGGCUGUUUAUCUCUAAAGUAUAUAAAGACAAAGGUCCUUCUACUAAGAGUUGACAUGUUGCACGCUAUGCUCCGUGAUGCACUUCCUGUUUAAAGUGGCUCUAGUUGUUGAGGUAAUUUGCUUGUCCCUAAAUUCUGUAAAACAUGAACGUUGUUACAACAAAUGGAUGCUCUUUGUUCUUGGUCACUGCUUCAUCUGCAUUUAGUCACCAUGUAAACUGCAACGUGGAGCUUUUCUAAAACAGUGCACUACAGUACAUUAUGUAAUGAAAUCUGUAUCAGUUWGUUUUCUGUUCCAAGUCUUGUUUUUUUUUCUUUUAAUGGCAAUUGUUUUUAAAUGUAAAAUUUUAAUAAAAUGCAACAGAAAAGUA